ACGCCAUGGCCGCUGCACGCCCGUUUGCGCUCCCGCUCGUCGCGCUGCUCAUCGCGCUGAUCGCUGUGCUGCUCGCGCCCGCCGCAGCCGCACCGCGCGCGCGCCGACAGCUCGCUGACGACGCCGCGUUGCAGCCGCUCGAUGACGCGGCCGAGGACGAGCAGACGCGUGAGAAGCGCAAGCUGGAGGGCGUGACGCAGGCCAAGUUCGGCAUCAAGAACGCCGUGCUCGGCUUCGUUUUCGGGAAAAUCAACUCUCUGAUCGACGCCAAGACCCGAUUUGUGGACACGCUGGACCGAAAGAACAUCGAGCUGAACAAGCAGUACGGCAUCGAGCCACCCGCACCUGGCGGCCUCGCCUCCCUGAGCGGCGUCGUAACGCAGGUCAUCGGACCCAAGCUACAGCUGCUCGGGCCUAAGCUGCAGGCGGUGACCGGCCUGCUGGGUGGUCUCUCCGGUGGCUCAUCGGCGCAAGGUGGGAGCUCAGGGGGCUCUGGUUUGGGCUCCAUUCUAUCGCUGGUGACGUCAUUAUCGGGCUCCUCGUCCGGCGGCGGUGGAGGGGCCGCUCCCAGUGUUGAGACCGUGGACUCCUCAGAAGAAGAAUCCUGAUCGUAGUUUCCACCCUUCUUCGUUUUAACAAUCUCCCUACUCGUGUGCUCCGCUAUACUUUAUCCCUUGCCGAUAUCGCGCUGCAAACGAGCCUUUCCUCUCGUCCCUUCCCCUCACUUCCAAGGAGUGCCCGCUUGUACAGUCCGCGGCCGCAUUUCACCCUCAUCCUCCUCCUCUUUUGUAUUUAUAUGUAAAUAGAUAUAGGUGAGUGCUGGUGACUAUUAAAUAUUUUUUUAUGAAUUUCGUUUGUUUCACUGCACGUCGCACAGGCCCUCCCCGCGUCCCCGCCCCGCGCCCGGCUCCCCGCUCAUGUUUCAAUAUUCAUUCGACAGUUUGGUUGGUCGUCUUAAAGAAUAGCAAACAUGUUCGCGUGGCGAGGUCGUGUGGUCGCGGGGUUGGAGGUUCGCGGUAAGGGGUCAGCUCUCAUUAGUCGCACCCGUAGAAUCCCACACUUCAGCGUACCUAACAGCAACACCGCCGUUGCCAACAGCUGCCCUCCGUCCCCACAACAACGAGGUACGCACAUAUCGACCCACACUGACAAAAAGUUACA
Papilio machaon (common yellow swallowtail) is the source of this 1161-nucleotide messenger RNA. RefSeq lists its product as uncharacterized. The coding region runs from base 6 to 608 and encodes 200 amino acids. The transcript is spliced from 3 exons. Lineage: Eukaryota; Metazoa; Arthropoda; Insecta; Lepidoptera; Papilionidae. The record is from RefSeq and is a predicted model, not a curated record.